AUGCGGUGCGUCGCGCUGUCGUUUUUCCUCAUCUCCUCAUGUUUCGCCGACCUCUACUUCAUGAUCGAAAAGGCGAAGGUUUUUCAGUGUGGCGGAACCAAUGCCAUAGAGCUGAAAGAAAAGGACAUCCGGGCGACCGACAGCCAGGGUCGCGAGGUGCACUAUUUCAAGGCACCUGGCGAAGUGGUGGUCACCUUCCGUAACAUCCGCGUCCGGCAACCGAUGAAGAACCUUGCCGGAGACCUGAGCGUCAACCUGCAGGUGCCCCUCGGCGACUCACCUCUCGGCUUCCGCUGGGACAUCCCUUAUUCUGCCGUACCCCAGAAGAAGUUGAUCGGCGGCUAUACGUGCGAUGAACAGUCCGGCUACAUUAAGGAAGGCAACAGGAACAUCUGCCGUUACUGCAAUUUAUGCAUGACCACUGCCACGGUCGAGCAGAAACUGAGCACCAAUCAGAGGUUCUUGCCGAACCUUGGCCGCAACGAAGAGAAGUUCAGCCGAAUCUGCGGCAACAUCAAGCCAACCGUCUACCAAAUGACUCGGACUAUCAAGCUUCCGUCUAAGGAAGAGCUGAAACGAUUGGUCGAAGAAAAAUCCAGCAAAAUUGAAAACACCCUGAAGAACAAGCUGAACAUUGGGGUAAGUGAAGAUGCUUAUGAAUUAACCUUUGCAUCUUAA
Molecule: messenger RNA, 678 nt
Organism: Soboliphyme baturini
Lineage: Eukaryota; Metazoa; Nematoda; Enoplea; Dioctophymatida; Soboliphymatidae
Source: the annotation of a GenBank genome assembly